GGACGUGUCCAUUUUGCAGGGAUUGCUGGGAAGAAGAAGGAGUCAGUCGAGGUUGGGCCGUCGGAUAAGCGUUCCAAGGUGGAAGUCAGCCACUAAAAGCUUAGUCCCCACGAGAGUUUUUGUUCCAGAGGGAGCUUGAGGAAAGACGGGGCCAAAAAAGGAGACCUAAGCCUUGUAAGCAUCAGUGUUGUCGGGGAAUCCUCAGAGAAACCACAAUGGAAGAGGAGAUAGUGGAGGAGCACACCAAGCUGAAGCAGGGCAUGGUUAAGGUGCUGCAGUGCGUAGCCACCAUCUCGUCAGCGGCAGCUGUGGUCAACCCUAUCUUCGGCGUGGCGGGCUCGCUAAUGCGCGUGGUCCUGCACCACAUUGACGACGAGGACAUCCGCACGCUCAAGCGCGAGUUCGGUUCCGUCAACCGGGCGCUGGACGAGCUCUCGCGCAAGAAUCGCCAGGUCCUGGUGGCUAUUCAGAAGGAGACGCUGGACAGCCAGUACGCCUCGGUGGAGGAGAACCUCAAGAACCAGUUCCGCAAGUUCAUGGAUCUGGUGGAGGCUCGGCCUGAGCACAGCGAGCGCAAGAAGGAAGACUUUGCCCGCAGCUACGCCGACGACUUGGGCGACCAGAACCUGCACACGCUCUACGACGGUGUGGUCGGGAAGCCCAAACUCUUCAGCCGGCCCAUCCUGGAGGUGUUCCUGAAGCAUUCGGGUGGCGAUCGUCGGGCCAUGGAGCGCCUGUGCACACGCCUCACCUACUUGUUCUGCAUCGGCCUGAUUGCCCUGAUGGGCUACGCCGCCGUCAUUGGCGACGACGAUGCCGGCCUGAGCGAGGAGUGGGCCGAGAAGAUGGAGAACGUGCAGGACAAGAUGCAGCAGGCGCUGCGUAUGUGCCGCUGAACCGGGCACGCGCACAUCAUCCACGUUAGCUUGCGCAACAGCGGUGGGCAAAGACGCGUGUGCUACGGUACUGUUGCCACCCGGUUCGCAUUUCCAUCAUUGAGCAUUCACAACUACGGCUUGCGCUUUGUUUUCCUUCGUAAAUUGGUUGGAGGUAUUUUUCUUUCCUAGAUUUCUUUGAAUAAUUCGCCGAUUGCUUUAUUCAAAGUGUCAAUGGGGCAACAUUUUGUGUACGUUGUUUAACUGGAUGGCUGCCAGCCCUUUUGCCAGCAUUUUGACUGAUAGACUAGUCAGCCCCAUUUCUACCGACAAAUCAACCCGGCUGGCUCUACUUGCCAUUUAUUUUGCCGCAAAAAGGUCUUCCAGCUUUCUUAUGUUCUUUAGUAAUCUGCAGUACAACAUUUCCCUCAAAACGCUGAGAAAAGAUUUUUGCGAGAUCAAACAUGCCAAAUAUAAAUAUAGACAGUACGAUGUAAAAUGACUGAUUCCCGCCUUUCUAAAUCUGAGCUACCCCCUCACCCAAAAAAUGCCCUGCAUGUGUUUGCCCGCCGCUGUUUGGACAACGCUGGGACCAAUCUUGAGUUUUGAGUGCUCCGCAAGCUGCCUGUCAAUUUAAUGUCGUCGUCGUCUUAUUAACGAUGGGACUGCCCAACCAAAUGUCUUCAUGCUCUUUGAUACAAGUUAGGGCACAUGCCAAGCCGGUGAAAUUCCUACAAUCGCCAUCUUAUCAGGCUGGUGAGAUGUUCUAAAAAUCAGUAAUACCAAAAAAAAAAAAGAAAACUGUUACGUGAUGAAUGUUCUAUGGUGCUGUCAUACCGAGCUCAUAGCUGAACACUAAAAGUGGUUACACUUGUUUUACUGACACUAGGUGAAAACGCCGCUUGAGUUACACCGACACUACCUUUUAACAAGCACCUAUUUCCUUUCACAUGUUGUGCAGAAUGACUUUAAAAACGGGCAUGUAAAGCAAUGCUGAGUUGGUCACUUUCUCCUCUACGGGCACUUUAUCUUAAAAGCAAAGCAACAGCGGCCACUACAGGUUUUUUUUAAUACUUUUUUUUCCCCCAGCCAGCAGUGCCUAAAUGUUUAUGUUCUGUUUUUUUUUAAAAUUUUUUACUAUGUUAGUCAUCCUAUUAGUUUUUACUGUUCUCAACAUUAAGCGGUGUAAAAUGAAUGAAUGAAUAAUGGGUGUGUACAAUAUACUAUGUUAGCUGUUUGAUUGUCUAGGACUGCUCUAGUUUUGUUAUUUCUGCACGUUUUUAAGCACCACUACAAAUAAAUAUGAGUCCAUGCAUCC
Syngnathus acus (greater pipefish) is the source of this 2193-nucleotide messenger RNA. Its product is annotated as protein rapunzel-like. The record is from RefSeq and is a predicted model, not a curated record. The coding region runs from base 216 to 896 and encodes 226 amino acids. The transcript is spliced from 4 exons. NCBI's taxonomy places the organism in Eukaryota, Metazoa, Chordata, Actinopteri, Syngnathiformes, Syngnathidae.